Messenger RNA from Thunnus maccoyii (southern bluefin tuna), 3451 nucleotides. RefSeq names its product glutamine-rich protein 2. NCBI's taxonomy places the organism in Eukaryota, Metazoa, Chordata, Actinopteri, Scombriformes, Scombridae. The transcript is spliced from 20 exons. Bases 315 to 3269 code for a protein of 984 amino acids. The record is from RefSeq and is a predicted model, not a curated record.
AUCUGUCGAGCUUGACGCGCUGCUUCAGCCGAGGCUGCUGUUUUCUCUUGAACAUCGUUAACAACCUCCGAGAUUCCUGCCGGUGUGAUGCUGGGCCCUUCUCACAUCAGAGAAAGUGUUUUUUAUUAUAGUUUUUUAAACUUUAUACAAUAUAUUUCUGUUUCUAAUCAACACGAGGGUCAUUACGAGCGGAAUUUGUUUGCUAAAAUGUAGAAGUGGCGGUGAUAUUUUAAGUGUGAUAAGCUAGCAAACGUUAGCUUAACUUUAAUCAACGGUUAAACGGACAGAGCUGCGGGUCUUCAUAUAAAACCAACAUGUCGGAGGAGAGCAUCAGCUUGUAUGAGCUCUUAAACUUAUCCAUCGGGACUCCCCAGACGGGAGCUGUGAACUUCAGCGCCCUCCACGAACUGCUCCACGCCGUGUUGAAGCAGCUGGGUCUCCGGGAGAUGAAGAUCCGGUGGAAGGAGCUUCCUCCCGGGCUCGGCGGCCGCGGGCACCCGGAGCCUCUGAUGGAGGUCUCCGGUACCGAGCAGGACAGCGACACCGAGGAGAAGCUGCACCGCGCACAGAGGGGCAUGUCCGCGGCGGAGCGGGAGGCUCAGCCCGGUACCGAGCUGCUGGAGCGGACCCCGUCCUCCGGCACCGCGGCGGACGGUCAGCGGAGGCUCCAGACCCGCAUCCAGAGCUGCGAGGACGGCAUGUCCAAGGCGAUGAAGCUGAUUCAGGAGCUCCACAACCAGAGAGACGACAUGAAGGAGGAGAUGAAGGAGCUCCGCCACCAGCAGGAGAAGAUGGUUUGUGCUCAGGCGGAGACGGACUCUGCUGUGGAGAAGUGCUGCCAGCGGCUCAACAUGCUGGAGGACACGGUGAUAUCUAUGAGCGAUGCGUUUGAGAAGUAUCCAGAGGUCGAGGAGCUGAGUCAGUGCGUCACCUGGGACGUGAUGCAGUCGGCUCUGCUCAGCGAGAGAGAAAACCUGCAGAAGGAGCUUGUAAACUCAGGAGUUGUUGAUCCGUCCGCAGCGGUCAAACCUUUCAGCAGCAGCUCCGCCGCUGUAAACGCUGAACCUUCUCACACCGGCGCGUCCUCGUCCCCCCACGCCGCCGAGGACGCCGUGGGUCCGGCGGCUCCUCCUGUUCCCACAGAGCAGCAGACUCAUCCUAAAACAGCCGGGGCAGGAGCCGGGACGCCUCUGACCCGGAAGGGCAGCGGCUCACAGCGUUACCCGGAGACGGUGGAGGCUCUGAGGAACAUCGGCAAGCUGAAGGAGAAGCACAACAAGCUGGAGGCUCGCGUGGCGGAGUUAGAGGAAGGGAAGCUGGACCAGACUCAGCUGACACAGCUCAGAGAGCUCGUCACUAACAAGGGUUCUCGAAAUGUUUAUAACAACCUGAUGGAUCAGAUGAACCAGCAGAGAGCUUUAAUAGACAGUCUGAUGAGCGACCGCGAAAAGCUGGAUAAUUUGGAGGACAUGUUUAUGAAUCUGAGCAGCCAAGACAGAGAAACCUCCUCAGAAGCAGCUUCAGAAAGUUUGGAUUCAGACAGCAAAGCCUCUCAUGAGCUCAAACCGCAGAUAUCCUACCUCAGGAAGUCUGUGCAGAAACUGGAGGAAGACGUGAAGCAGCUGAAGACUAAACAGGCUUCAUCUGAUCAGAGAGCGACAGACCGACACCUGCAGGAUCAGCUGGACGACCUGCGAGGCAUGUUGGAGGACAUGACGCUGUUCUUGACCUCUGAGCUGUCCAGCAGCCUCGAGGACGAGGCGGUACAGGACGAGAGCGAUAGCGAGGGUAAAGAGAGAUCAGCUGUCACCAGCAGGACAGUGAACGUUGGCAGGAAGCUCAGCCGGCUGUUCCAAGACUAUGAACAGCUGCAGGACACAGUGAACAGCAUCCUCCAGCUGCACACAGCUGGCACAGCAGGGCCGCUGCAGGACACAGAGAACGUGGAGCUGGUGAACGACGUGCAGAAGUCGAUCCUCCAGCUUCAAGCAGAGUGUGAGAAGCUUCAUGAAACCACCAGAUGUUUACAUGAAGACAACAGACAGAAACAGAGUCACAUCGAGGAACUGUACAAGACGACGGAGGAGCUGGAGGAGAAGAAGGCCGACAAGCAGAUGGUUGAGACUGAAAUCAAAGCAGAUAAAAGCGCUCUGGACAGCAAAGUGAGCCGCCUGCAGUUCGACUCGGUGACGGAGCAGAUCAACACCAUGUUCCACGAGCUGCUCAACAAGGUGACGGGGCAGGAGCAGGACUGGCACAAGGUCAUCGACAAACUCUCCACCGAGAUGGAGUGUAAACUGAACAGGAUCGAGUUGGACUCUGUGAAGAAGCAGCUGGAAAACCGCUGGAAGAACAUCCACGAGAAGCUGCAGGCUCAGGGAGCGCCGGAGCACGAGGACGCCGCCGGUAUCAGGAAACAACUCGUCGACAGAUUUCACUGCCUCUCCUGCGACCGACCGGUCGUCAAACACACGCCCGGACCGCAUCUGGUGACGCUGCCGUCCACUCCCGGGUUCCCCUCACACAAGUCCAUCAGGCCGUUCACUGUUUAUGCUCUGGAGCAGUUCCGUCAGCACUACAGGAGCCUCAAACCAGGGACCAACCGCUACAACUACGAGGUAGCAAACUCUCCCGGGAGAAGGGAGCAGCUUCAGAGGAGCCACGCCGCCAUGUGCAGGCAGAUAGAGAGCGCGCAGAGACGACUGAGACACUGCGACAGGGCCGACAGCAGCCCGGACGCUCUGAGCGACAUCCAGAACCAGAACCAGAACCAGCACGAACGCAUCUCCGAGCUGACGGACUACAGUCACCUGUCGGUGUCGCGGAGCUGCGGCGGGAGUCACACCAUCACCUCGGCCAGCCAGCGACGCAGCGGCCUGCAGUACAUGAAGCACCACAACCAGCCUGAAGGCGACGCGGUGCUGCAGUCGGAGGAGGUUGAUAUCGUCGGACUGGACGGGCAUAUUUACAAAGGUCGCCUGAACGCACCGUCCAUCAGAAACACAGAAACUAAACUACCAACGAUCCCCAGCAAAGACGGAGUGUGUAAGACUAAAGACAAAGCCAAGAACUCUCCGUCCAAACCCGCCGUCUCUCCGGAGGCGGGACACGGCGCUCCGGUUCCUCAUCCUCACAGUGCCAAGAGCGGCCAGUGCAGCCGCUCAGCCUCCAGCAGCUCAGGCCGUGAUUGGCCCGUGUCGACUCUCGGCUGCACGUCUCAGAGCUCCGUCACCGCCGAGCCGCCGGACAACGAGACACACAACCUUUAGAGACGAGACGACGCUCUGCUCUGAUGAUAAUCUGUGAUCCUGCAGACAGACGGAAAGUUUUUAUUUUAUUUUCUGGGUUUGAUGCUUAUUGUUUUCAUAUUUUUUGCACUACAGACAUCAGCUGUGAAACAAACGCUGUUCAUAUUUACUGUUGCAAAUAAAGUCGAGUGGAAGUUUCAUCA